This is a messenger RNA of Nothobranchius furzeri (turquoise killifish), 2561 nucleotides long. It is a transcript of the gene col9a1a, whose product is annotated as collagen, type IX, alpha 1a. The record is from RefSeq and is a predicted model, not a curated record. Gene Ontology annotation, biological process: extracellular matrix organization. Gene Ontology annotation, molecular function: extracellular matrix structural constituent conferring tensile strength. Lineage: Eukaryota; Metazoa; Chordata; Actinopteri; Cyprinodontiformes; Nothobranchiidae.
UCUCCUUCCAGCAGGAGCUGGGCUUUCAGUUGGAGGCCACAGCAGCAGGCGGACGUCCAAGACCCCUUCUGGUCAGGUUAGAAGGGGAUUCGGUGGACGACCAUGGCUCCCUUAAGGAUCUAUGCGAGGUCUUUGUUGGUGCUUUUGCUACAGACUCUGCUGGUUUGCUCAGCUCAGAGAGGCCUUGUCGGCCCCAGAGGCCCCCCAGGACCGCCCGGCUUGGCUGGUGUUCCCGGAGUAGAUGGGAUUGAUGGUGAGAGAGGAGUGGACUCCACGGUGACUGGACCUCCAGGUCCUGGUGGAGAUAAAGGCAAAGAUGGAGCUUCUGGAUCUGCCGGACUUCCAGGAGCAGACGGACCCGUGGGACCUCCGGGGGAUUCUGGUCCUGUCGGCCCAAAAGGCUCAAAGGGGGAACGUGGCGCUCGUGGGCCUCCUGGAGCACCUGGCGUGGGACCUGACGGACUUGAUGGUAUUCCUGGUACGGAUGGACUUCCAGGUGAAGUGGGAAAGGCCGGAUCCCCUGGAGCCAAAGGGAGGAGAGGUCCGGUGGGUCUUCCUGGUCCUGCUGGUUCUCGGGGACCGCCGGCUGUUUAUCAGGGAGAGAACCUGUGCCCCAAUGCCUGCCCCUCAGGUCUGACUGGACAUGCUGGACUUCCUGGCAUGAAAGGUCAUAAAGGUGUAAAAGGUGAAUCAGGGGAGCCUGGGAGACAAGGACACAAGGGAGAGGAGGGCGACCAAGGCCCACCUGGUGAAGUUGGAGCUCCAGGAUUACCAGGUCCAGGUGGAUCAAGAGGCCUACCUGGAAUCGUGGGCUCCAAAGGUGACACGGGACCUCGUGGAAGUCCUGGUGGCGCGGGUCCUCGGGGGAUUCAGGGAGCACCUGGGGAUCCAGGUCAAAGAGGAGCUGUGGGUGAAACUGGACCAAGAGGAGGGCAGGGGGAGCAGGGACCACCCGGGAUCAGAGGGGUUCCAGGACCAAAAGGAGAACCGGGCCUUCCGGGUCCAGACGGACGUGAGGGAAUACCCGGCCUGCCUGGAUCCAAGGGUCUUCCAGGCAAAAGUGGAGCUCCAGGAGAUGCUGGCCCUCAAGGACUUCCUGGUCUGCCAGGUACAUAUGGACAAAAAGGCCACGGUGGAGUAAAGGGCAACACGGGAGACCCAGGAGUUGUGGGACUGAUGGGAUCUCCAGGGAAACAGGGCGAGCAGGGCGAACAGGGCGAGGUGGGAGCUGUGGGACCCAGAGGAGGACCUGGUGAACGGGGAGAGCGAGGACAUGAAGGACCUGCAGGAUUACCAGGAGCCAGGGGAACCAAAGGGGAUCCAGGCCUUCCAGGACUUCCUGGCCCUGCUGGUUACCGAGGUCAGAAGGGAGACAGGGGUGCCGUUGGUCUUGAUGGUCCAAAGGGCGAACAGGGACCCUCGGGUGAUGAAGGCCUAUCAGGAACAAAGGGCGACACGGGUGACGAAGGAGAGGCAGGAGAGAAAGGAUCGUCAGGCCCACCUGGAGAAACAGGAAACAAAGGACCUGAAGGCAGCCGAGGACAGCCGGGAAAAGAGGGCAAACUGGGUCAGCCCGGACCGCGAGGCAUGCAGGGAGAUCCAGGAGUACCGGGCCUGCCGGGACCUCAGGGACCAGCGGGGAAGUCACCCACAGAUAAACACAUCAAACAAGUCUGCAUGAGGGUGAUGCAAGAGCAGCUGGCCCAGCUAGCAGCCAGUCUGAGGAGACCUGAGUCAGGUAUUGCUGGGCGCCCCGGCCCUCCAGGCCCACCUGGACCUCCGGGACCUUCUGGAGAGAACGGCUUUCCUGGCCACACUGGGUCACGAGGCCUCCCAGGUUUAAAGGGUCCACCUGGGUCAAUAGGUCACAAAGGACUUAAAGGUGACCAGGGUGACCAAGGAGACCGAGGACCAACCUUGAGAGGGCACAAAGGAGAACCAGGAGUUGCUGGUCUCCCAGGUGAACCCGGACGACCAGCUUACGGUACACAUGGCCGUGAUGGAGAAAGGGGACCUCGUGGUGUUCCUGGAGUCAACGGUGUUCCUGGACCUCCAGGCCCUCCCGGUCUGAAUGGUUUUUGUGAGCCAUCACAGUGUGUCCUGCCUGAGGUCCAAUCGGCGAGUCUGGGAAAGAACUCUGGUAUGAAGGGUCCAAACGAGAUAUGAGAGGACCCAGUCUGAGCUGGAGUAAAAGUCUGAGAGACACGGACAUGUCCUUUUAGAUGUUUAACUCAGAUAUGUGGACUUGAAAAUUGUAAAACUACAAGAGCAUUUUUGAUGAGUGAAAACCCGACGGUAUGUAAUCCUACUGGCUCGUUUCUAUCCAAAUGAUGAGGCUUUCUGUAUUUUUGUACAAAUGUGUUGAUGUAUCCAGCUGGAUAACAGGAAAUGGCCUUUCUCUCAAAUCCCAAACCCCUCUCCCCCACCUGAAUAGAGCCCUGUUUCAUUCCUGGUCUGAAGCUUUGUGGGUUCUUUUAUACAAAUUCUUAUUUAUUGCAUUAAACAUUUGAUGAAACACCUUCCAAGUUGUACAAAAUAGGAAAUAAACACAUUUUGAUAAA